AUGUCGGCCAACGAAACCACGAUGCGGCGGCCGUUCCGCGAGUGCACCGAGGUCUCGCAGCUCUGUCCCGUCGAGAUGACCGUGCUGUCGUACUACCCCAACUUGGGCGCCAACAUCUUCUUCGCUGUCGCCUUUGGCCUUGUCGUGCUCACCUCGGCGACCAUCGGGACGUGGAAGCGCACCUGGACGUUCAUGCUCUUUGUGACUGGCGGCUCGAUCCUAGAGACAGUUGGUUACGUUGGCCGGGUCCUCCUCCAUGAGAACCCCUGGAACAAGGACGCCUUCCAGAUGCAAAUCUGUACCAUCAUCCUCGGCCCGACCUUCAUCUGCGCCGGCAUCUACCUGACCCUUAAGCACGUUUCCGCGAACCUCAACCCGAGCCUCUCGCGCAUCCGCCCGCGCCUGUACCCCCUCAUCUUCCUUCCCGCCGACCUCACCUGCCUCAUCAUCCAGGCAAUCGGCGGCGGUCUCGCGGCGGCGGCGGGGCAGACGAACAAGAAGCUGCUCGACGGCGGAAACCAGGCCAUCAUCGCGGGUAUCGUGCUGCAGGUCGUCGUCUUGGUGCUGUUCGGCGCCGCCGGCGCGGACUACUGGCUGAGGGUGAGGAAGUGGGCGCACAGCGGCGACCACAGCACCGGCGACAUUGCGCUGUACCGCGCAAGAAAUUUUAGGAUGUUCCUCUGCGGCGUCGCGGUCGCGUACGCGUGCGUCAUGGUCCGUUGCGUUUACCGUGUCGCCGAGAUGGCGGGUGGAUGGGGCAACCACAUCAUGCAGGACGAGGUCUCGUUUAUGAUCCUUGACGGCGGCCUCGUGCUGACCUGCGUCACGCUGCUGACCGUCUUCCAUCCCGGCAUCUACUUCCAGCAGAUGAGCAAGUCCAGCAAGGCGCAGGCUGGGGAGAAGACUGGAUCGACGACGACCUCGACGCCGGAGAACGUCAAGGUCGAUUCGGGACGCGAGUCUGCAUGA
Molecule: messenger RNA, 969 nt
Organism: Colletotrichum graminicola M1.001
Lineage: Eukaryota; Fungi; Ascomycota; Sordariomycetes; Glomerellales; Glomerellaceae
Product: RTA1 like protein
Exons: 3
Coding region: 1-969 (322 amino acids)
Cellular component (GO): plasma membrane; fungal-type vacuole
Source: RefSeq, a predicted model, not a curated record